Messenger RNA from Rhizopus microsporus ATCC 52813, 1491 nucleotides. Its product is annotated as putative flavin-containing polyamine oxidase. The coding region runs from base 1 to 1491 and encodes 496 amino acids. The transcript has 5 exons. Lineage: Eukaryota; Fungi; Mucoromycota; Mucoromycetes; Mucorales; Rhizopodaceae. The record is from RefSeq and is a predicted model, not a curated record. Gene Ontology annotation, molecular function: oxidoreductase activity.
AUGAAAACGGCUCAUAUUACAACCUUGGCCGUGUCUUGUUUCUUUUAUCUUGCCAGUGCUGCCACGCAUCGUACCAAGGUGGCCAUUCUUGGUGGUGGCGUCAGUGGUAUUAGUGCCGCGUUAAAAUUAACAGAGGAAGGUAUUCAUGAUUUUAUCAUGAUCGAGGCAAGACACGAACUCGGAGGAAGAGCACAAAAUGCACCGUUUGGUAAUACGCAUGUGGAGCUUGGCUGUAAUUGGGUUCAAGGUCUUGGAACAAAUCCGAUCAAUGAAUUAGCCAAAAAGUACAAAUUGAAUACGGCUUCUACGAAUGGCGACGAUGUUGUCUUUUAUGGCGAAAAAGGAAAGAUUGAUGGAGAAGCUAAAUAUAAAAAGUUCAAUGGUUAUUAUGAAAAGAUGACAAACAAUGUUCUCAAACGAAUCAAGCGUAAUUUAGCUGAUCUGUCUGGUCGUGCUGCUCUUGAUCUUGCUGGCUGGACUCCCAAGACGUUCCUGGAUGAUGCUAUUGAGUACUAUGUAUGGGAUUGGGAGAUGGGAGAAACGCCCGAGCUCUCGUCUUCUAUGUUUACCGUACUUAAUGACAACUGGACCUACACAGGCUUUGGUCCGGGAAGUGAUGGAGAUAACAUGGUCCUUGAUAAUCGCGGUUUCAAGUAUAUCUUUCAGCAAGAGGCCAAGAAGGCUUUUAAAGCAAAACAAUCACGCUUGAUGUUGAACUCUAUUAUUACCAAAAUCGAAUAUAGCAAGGAAGGCGUGACAGUUUAUACCAAGGCAGGAGAUGUCGUGCAUGCAGACUAUGCCAUCAGUACUUUCUCUGUAGGCGUGAUGCAACACAAGGACAUCGAAUGGAGCCCUCAGCUUCCUGAAUGGAAGAUGGAAGGCAUCUAUGCAUUCCACAUGGCAACUUAUACCAAGAUCUUUAUGAACUUUCCUUAUAAAUUCUGGGAUGACAACGAGUUUGUCGUAUGGGCUGAUCCUGAUCGUCGUGGUUAUUUCAAUACUUGGCAAAACCUAAACGCCAAGGGCUACUUGCCUCAAAAUACAAGCACCAACAUCUUCUUUGCCACUGUCACUCAAGACAUGUCUUAUGAGAUCGAACGAAUGACGGACGAAGAGGUCAAGCAGGCUGCUCUCAAAGUUCUCCGUCGCAUGUAUGGUGAUCAUGUCCCCGAACCUACCGACAUCCUGUUCCCUCGUUGGCACUCAAACCCUCUGUUCAGAGGCAGUUAUUCUAAUUGGCCCAUUGGCGAGUUAAGCCAGCAUCACAUCAACAUGCGUGCUCCCUUACAUAAUCGUCUUUUCUUUGCUGGUGAGGCCUUGUCUGCAAAAUACUACGGUUUCCUUCAAGGUGCCUGGUUCACAGGGAUCGAGGCUGCAGAAAGUAUUAGCCAGUGUAUGAAGAGUAAAUGCCCUAUUGCCCAUUAUUUCCCCGAAAUCACCAAUCCUGUCAUUUAUCCAAAUACUAUAGCAAAACGUGAUAUUAUCGUUUAA